This is a messenger RNA of Sinocyclocheilus anshuiensis, 9917 nucleotides long. Its product is annotated as reelin-like. Gene Ontology annotation, molecular function: lipoprotein particle receptor binding. Gene Ontology annotation, biological process: central nervous system development; neuron migration. The transcript has 64 exons. Gene Ontology annotation, cellular component: neuron projection. NCBI's taxonomy places the organism in Eukaryota, Metazoa, Chordata, Actinopteri, Cypriniformes, Cyprinidae. The record is from RefSeq and is a predicted model, not a curated record.
GCGGGGCUCAGCACCAGGCUCUGCACUCCCCGUGUGUGAAGGGAGUACAGACACACACACACACACACACACACACACACACACACACGUGCGCUCUCCUCGAACUCCUGGAGCAGAGAUGUUCAGGGCCGCUCUCGUCUGCGCUCUGCUGCUGCUGUCGGCGGCCGCCGUGGAUUUGGGAGGCUCUCCGUCCGGCUUCUACCCGCGCUUCAAUCCCUUCUUCUUCUUGUGCACCCACCACGGUGAGAUGGAGGGCCCCGGGGCCGAGGGAGGAGGAGAGGUGCUGCUCACCUUCCAGAUCCACGGGAGCCCCAGCGCAUACGUGCCGGGACAGGAGUACCAGGUGACGAUCUCCACCAGUACUUACUUCGAUGGGCUGCUGGUCACCGGUCUCUACACCUCCACUUCUGUCCAGUCGUCUCCCAUCCCUGCGUCUCCAGCCUUUGGCUUCGGGGUGAUGUCAGACAGGCAGUUCGGGACUCAGUUUGUGUGCAGUGUGGUGGCGUCUCACGUCAGUCACCUGCCCUCCACCAGCCUCAGCUUCAUCUGGAUCGCUCCUCCACCUGGCACCGGCUGCGUCAACUUCAUGGCCACAGCGACGCACCGAGGACAGAUCAUCUUCAAGGACGCUCUGGCGCAGCAGCUCUGUGAGCAGGGAGCUCCCACUGAAUCUCCUCUUCGGCCCAGUCUAGCUGUGGUUCAUGGUGAUCAUGCUGUUCUCCGGGAUGACUUUGAACACAAUUCACAAGAAGAGCUUAAUCUCAAUAUCUGGUCAGACUGCAGUAACUGUGAGGUUGGAGAGCAGUGUGGUGCGCUGAUGCAUGGAAAAGCAGUGAUGUUUUGUGAGCCCUUUGGACAGAGAGAACUGACGACAGUGGCUCUGAACACGAGCACCGCAUCAGUCCUGCAGUUUGCCUUUGGAUCUGGUUCUUGUCGGUUCAGUUACUCGGACCCCAGUAUCAUCAUCUCCUGUGGUCUGAACUCCUCUGAUGACUGGAUCACCUUGGAAAAGAUCAGGGCUCCCACUAACAGCAGCACAGUGGUCCAUCUCCUGCCAUUGCCUCCGGGCUGUAAAGGGGAGGCCAUUCAUCUGCGCUGGAUUCAGGAGCCACCCGUGGGGCCCGAUGGUUAUGAGUCCUGCUGGGGCCUCGAUAACAUACUGGUGCUGAACACGGCCAACCGGCCCCCGCUGCUGGAGGACAGCCUGGACCCUCUGGACACGGCCAACUGGCUCUUCUUCCCUGGAGCCACAGUAAAGCACGCUUGUCAGUCAGAGGGAAACUCCUUGUACUUUCAUGGCGGAGAGGGAUUCGAGCACAGCUUCGCCUCCACACGAGACGUGGACCUGCACCGUGAAGAGGGACGCAGCUACUGGGAGGAAGACUUUGAGAGUCCACUGAGUGGAUGGGAGGUUGAUGGAGCGGUGAAUGGAGUUCAGUGUGGAGAGGUGGAGUCUGAAUCUGCACUCGUCUUUCUCAAAGAUGGACAGAGGAAGGUGUGCACACCUUACCUCAAUACCACCGCCUACGGAAACCUGCGCUUCCACUUCACCAUGGGGGGUGGAGACUGCGAUCCUGGAGAAUCCAACAAGAAUAAUGUGGUCCUGUUUGGUCAUUCAGAGGGCAGGAAAGAUCAUGUGCUUCUGGACAUACUUCCGUACUCAGCCUACAGGAAUCCUUCAGUCGUCUCGGUUGGUUUGCCCACAGAACUUCAGACUCCAGCCACUCAGUUUUGUCUAGAGCAGAAGUUUCAUGGUGGAGCGAACCGUCACAUUUGGGCUGUGGACUUCCUGCAGCUGCUGCCGGUGCUGCCUGGAGCAAACACUCACCUGGUUCAGUUCUCAAUCAACCUCGGGUGUGGAGCCUACCAGCCGGCCAACAGUGUCAAACUGGAGUUCUCAACCAAUCAUGGUCGCUCCUGGUCUCUCCUGCACACAGAGUGUCUUCCUGAACUGUGUGCCGGAUCACAUCUGCCUCACAGCAGCAUCUACUCCUCAGAGAACUACAGCGGUUGGACGAGGAUCACGAUUCCUCUGCCCAACUCCGCGCUCACAGACAGCACUCGCUUCCGCUGGAGACAGACCGCUGUGGGAAGCAGCAACAUGUGGGCGAUUGACAAUGUGUAUAUCGGUCCGUCCUGUUUGCGUUUCUGCUCCGGUAGAGGACACUGUUCACGCACGGGCUGCAAGUGUGACCAUGGUUUCAGCGGUCCGGCGUGUGAGCUGGCAUCUCAGACCUUCCCUGCGUUUCUGUCCGAGAGUUUCUCCAGCGUGAGGCUGUCGUCCUAUCACAGCUUCUCCUCACUGCGGGGGGCAGAGGUCAGCUUCGCCUGUGGGGUUUUGGCCAGCGGAAAAGCCCUGGUCUUCAACAGGGACAGUAGAAGACACAUUGUUACGACCCCCCUGGACAGUUCACAAGCCAGGUAUCUUCAGUUCACGCUGAGGCUGGGCAGUCGCAGCACGUCGAGCUCCUGUCCCGCUCCAGACCAGCCGGGUGAAGGAGUGCUGCUGCAUUACUCCUCAGAUAACGGCAUCACCUGGACGCUGCUGCAGCAUUACGCUUAUCAGGGCUUCCAUGAGCCCAGGAUCGUUUCUGUGGAGCUUCCUCCUGGGGCCCGUAAAUUCGGGGUCCAGUUCCGCUGGUGGCAGCCGUACCAUUCGGGCCACGGGCAGGACGUCUGGGCUCUGGAUGAGAUCAGCAUGACCUCCAUCCUCUUCAACAUCAUCAGCCUGGACUUCAGUAACGUGUUAGACGUGACUCAGAGCCUGGGCUUCUAUCUGGGGAACGUGCAGCCGUACUGCCAACACGACUGGACCCUCAGUUUUUCAGGCGAUCACGGUUCGUCCUCCAGUAUCCGCUAUGUGGAAACACAAUCCAUGCAGAUCGGCGCGUCCUACAUGAUCCAGUUCUCGCUGGUCAUGGGCUGCGGACGCGACCCUUCUCCUCACAUCGACACUCAGGUCCGGCUGGAGUUCUCCACCAAUCACGGCUUGACUUGGCAUCUCGUCAAAGAGGCCUGUCUCCCCGGUAUGCCGAGCUGCUCUGAGUUCACUGCGUCCAGCGUCUACCAUCCGUCUGAGUUCACAGACUGGAGACGCAUCACGCUUCCACUGCCGUACAAAACCUGGUCGAGUGCGACACGCUUCCGAUGGAUCCAGAAUCACUAUCAGGAGCAGGACGAGUGGGCUCUGGAUGACGUUUACAUUGGGCAGCAGUGUCCUCAGAUGUGCCGUGGACACGGAUGGUGCGACCACGGUCACUGCAGAUUGAUUCUUACGGUGGAUGAUCAGUGUGUGCUGAACGCGCUGAACAUCGGCUGUGAGUCGGUCUUCAGUGCGUCUGCACCCGUGCUGCUCCAGUACUCUCAUGACGCGGGCCGCACAUGGGCUCUGGUGCGGGAGGGCUGUUACCCAGCAUCCCCUGGGGCCGCGAGCUGCGAGGGCAGCAGACGUGAACUCAGAGAGCCCACUGUGUACCACACGGGAGACUACGAGCGCUGGACCAGAGUCACCGUCGUAUUGCCACGGAUCGUAGCCGCCAGCAAGACGCGCUUCCGCUGGUUCCAGGAGACCAGUGUCUAUCGGGACGCCCCUGCGUUUGCGCUGGAUGGCGUCUACAUCUCUGAGCCCUGUCCCAAUCACUGAGGCGGUCACGGAGACUGCAUCUCAGGCGUCUGCUUCUGCGAUAUGGGAUACACAGUGGAGGUGGACCAGUCCAGCUGUGUCCCGUCUGCUCCGAGUCCCACUGAACUGGUGGAGGAUUUCGAGGGGAAGCUGAGCCCGCUGUGGCAGAGCCUGAGCGGAGGACAGAUCGGUGACGGCUGCGGGAGCAUCAGCGAAGGGAAUGCUCUGUACUUCAGCAGCCUGGGCAGACGAGAGGCUCGCACCACGCCGCUGGACACCACCCACACCCGUUUGGUUCAGUUCUACAUUCGUAUCGGAGGGAAAAACAUGGGCUCCACCUGCACUCGUCCCCGCUCCCGAAACGAAGGUGUGAUUGUCCAGUUUUCCAUAAACAAUGGUGUUCAGUGGCAGCCCCUACGAGAGCUGGACUUUGGCUCGUUCCUGGAGCCUCAGGUGGUGACGAUCGAGCUCCCGCCCGCGGCUAAGACGCCUCACACUGUGUUCCGCUGGUGGCAGCCGCAGCAGGGUAAACACUCGGCCCAGUGGGGUCUGGAUAACGUUCUGAUCGGAAUGAAUGACAGCGCUAGGAGUGGGUUCUUCGACACGUUUGAUGGCACGUCUCCAUUGAGACACAACUGGUAUCGAGUCGUAGGUGGAGAGGUGACAGCAGACUGUCUGAGCCCAGACUCAGUGCUGAACUUCAACUCUGAGGUCAUGGACAGUGAGUUAAUCGCCAACACACCCAUAACCUCAUGUUCAUCACAAACAUUUAUAUACGCUUCAAGAAACCUCCUGCAAAGCUACAGUGCUGUUAAAAGUUGUAGGCACUUGUGUAAACUGGAGUUCUCCACAGACUGCGGGAGACACUGGACGCUCAUCACGCCCGAGUGUGUGCCUCCGGCCAUCGGCUGCUCCGGAUACAUGCAGCGGUCCGUGUUCAGCGCUCCACAGUUCCUGCAGUGGAGGAGAGUCACCGUCUACCUGCCCAGCGCUGCCAUUUCACCCAGAACACGGUUCCGCUGGAUCCAGCCUCUCUUGGCUCCUGGAGCUGAUGGCUGGGCGCUGGAUAAUGUGCUGCUGACGCCCGGCUGCCCGUGGAUGUGCUCGGGUCAUGGACUGUGUGACAACGGACACUGUCUGUGUGAGUUUGUUGCUUUGCCGUCCGUUCUGAAGGAAGAUUUCAAUGAGAACCUGAGGGCUGAUGUCUGGCCGGAGGUGUACGGCGCAGAGAGAGGCACGCUGAGCGGAGAGCCUCUGAAAUCAGGAACGGCCCUCAUCUUUAAAGGAGAGGGACUGCGCAUGCUGGUCUCAGCAGAUCUAGACUGCACAAACACCAUGUACAUCCAGUUCUCAUUCAAGUUCAUAACGAAGGGUGUACCUGAGCGCUCUCACUCCGUGCUGCUGCAGUAUUCAGUGAAUGGAGGGAUCAGCUGGCUGCUUAUAGAUGAGUUUUAUUUCCCCACUUCCACAGACACACUGUUUGUUCACAUGUCUUUGCCUCCCAGCGCACAGACCAACUCUACACGCUUCAGACUGUGGCAGCCGUACAACAGUGGGAAGAAGGAAGAGGUGUGGGUGAUUGAUGACCUGAUCAUAGACGGCAACACCAUCAAUAGCUUGCCGGUUAUAUUAGACAGCUUUGAGGGAGGACCUCAGGAGGGGAGCUGGCUGUUUUAUCCUGGAGGAAACACUGGAUUCUACUGCCCCUAUCAGAGGGCAGGACUCUGUGCUCUCAGCUCAGUGCGGUUCCGCUGGUAUCAGGGGUUUUAUUCAGGCGGCGCGGCUCCGCCCACAUGGGCCCUGGACAGCGUGUACAUCGGCCCUCAGUGCCAGAACAUGUGUAACGGCCACGGCGUGUGUGUGCGCGGCACUCACUGCAGCUGCGAUCCGGGUUACUCUGGUCCCGACUGCUCCGUUCCAGACGUGCCAAACCUGGAUUUCCUGAAGGAGGAUUUCGAAGGUGGGGUUUUGGAGUCUGAAUACUUCAAGUUGAUGAGUGGAGGAAAGCCUUCCAGAAAGUGUGGCAUCACCACCAGCGGGAACCACCUGUUCUUCAGUGAGGACGGUUUGCGAAUGCUGGAGACAUUAGAUCUGGAUUUGUCUAACGCUAGGUUUAUCCAGUUCUUCCUGAGGCUGGGCUGCGGUAAAGCGGCUCCUGACCCGCGCUCCCAGCCGGUGCUCCUGCAGUUCUCCGUGGAUGGAGGUCUGAACUGGGCUCUCCUGCAGGAGUUCCUCUACAGCAACAGCAGUAACCAGGCUCACCUGGUGGCCCUGGAGAUCCCUCUCCGAGCGCGAACCUCAGCCACACGCCUGCGCUGGUGGCAGCCGUCUGAGAACGGACACUUCCACAGCCCCUGGGUUAUUGAUAAAUUGGUUGUGGGCGGCAGUGCCAGCGGUUGGGGGCCGCUGGAGGACGACUUUUCCUCCACAAAUGGACGAUCUUGGCUGCUGCACCCCGGCGGCACGCGGAUGCCAGUGUGCGGCUCUGAUGGUGAAGCUUUCGCCUUCAUCGAGAAGUCAAACACGCGUUACGGCAUCACCACCGACAUCAGUCUGGGCCCAGAUGCCUUCAUCCAGUUUGAUUUCUCUGCCUCCUGCUCCGUCACCUCCUCCUGCUACAUGGUGGAGCUGGAGUACUCUUUGGAUCUAGGUCUCACGUGGCUGCCGCUGGUCAAGGAUUGUUUACCCACAAAUCCAGAUUGUUCUUCAUACACACUGCAGAGAUUACUGGUGUCAGAUACUUACAACAAGUGGGGCAGAGUUACAUUACCCAUACCACACUAUGCCAGGUCCACAGCCACGCGCUUCCGCUGGUUCCAGCCGGCGCCAUUUGAUAAGCAGCAGACGUGGGCUCUGGAUAACCUGUACAUCGGUGACGGCUGUCCCGAGAUGUGCUCCGGCCGCGGCCACUGCAGACAGAGCUCUUGUGUAUGUGACCCUGAGUGGGGCGGUGAGUUCUGCAAUGAGCCGUUGGUCUCUCUGCCCGCUCAGCUGAAGGACAGUUUCAGUCGAGCUCCGGCGCUCAAUCACUGGCACCUGCUGACCGGCAGCAAGAUCAGCAGCGUCUGUGGAGCCGUGGCCUCAGGAUCAGCACUGCACUUCAGCGGGAGCUGCUCUCGUCAGCUGGUGACGGUGGAUUUGAAUCUGACCAGUGCUGAAUUCAUCCAGUUCUACUUCAUGUACGGCUGUAUGAUCGCACCCAGCAACCGUAAUCAGGGCGUUCUGCUGGAGUUCAGUGUGAACGCGGGGAUCAGCUGGAAUCUGCUGACCGAGAUCUUCUACGACCAGUACAGCAAGCCUGAGUUUGUGAAUGUUCUGCUGCCCGCUGCUGCGCGAGCCGUGGGUGUCCGGAUCCGCUGGUGGCAGCCGCAGCAUGACGGGGCCGAUCGGAGCGACUGGGCUCUGGAUAAUGUGCUGAUCUCCGGCUCAGAUGCUCACGCUCAGAUCUCAGACACGUUUGGAGGAGCGGCGCUGCCCAGCCAUGAGAGAGCGCCGGCUGACAGCACACACACACGACACAGCGGCUCAUCCGUCAUCCAUGAGGAGACCAUCGUGAGCGAUCACUGGCUGUUUUCUGAAGAUUGCUCCGUGAAGCGUUUCUGCAGCUCUCCAGACGGUGUCAUGGUGUGUGGCAACACGGAUGGACAGGAAGUUUAUGCUGUUACACAUGACAUAAUUCCUGCCAAAGGCUGGGUCAUGCAGUUCAAGAUUGCAGUUGGCUGCAGUGUGCCGGAGAAGCCUGCAGAGAGACAGAUUCAUGUUCAGUACUCCGUGAACUUCGGUGUGACCUGGAAGUACCUGGUUCCUCAGUGUUUACCUGCAGAUCCUCGCUGUGCCGGACUGGUGUCGCAGCCGUCUGUGUUCUUCCCGGCCGACGGCUGGAAGCGAGCGGUUUAUCCUCUACCAGACGGUCUCGCAGACACAGCGGUGCGCUUCCGCUUCUAUCAGAGGCAUUCAGAUACGCAGUGGGCGGUGGAGAACUUCUACAUCGGACCUGCUUGUGAAAACCACUGCGGAGGUCACGGAGACUGUCUGGACCAGCACUGUCGCUGUGACCCGACAGCUGCAGGUCCAAACUGUUUGGUUACCCACAGUCUUCAGGCGUCGCUGAAGGAGCGCUUUGACUGGGACGGGGCCCGCGGGCCGCAGUGGCAGGUGCUGGAAGGCGGAUACCCCUGUACUGACUGCAGGGUGCUGGUGGAGGGAACAGCACUGUACUUCAAUGGUGCAGAGGCCAGACAGGCGGUCACUAGUGAUCUGGACCUGCGUGGGGCGAAGUUUGUGGAGUACUGGGCUAAAAUCGGCAGCGAGGAGAACGUUACUCUGUGCCAUCGUCCAACCUGUCGGAAAGAGGGUGUGUUAUUGGAUUAUUCUAUUGAUGGAGGUGUGUCUUGGACGCUGCUCCAUGAGAUGGACUAUCUGAAGUACGUGUCUGUGAGGAGAGAUUACAUCGUGCUGCCGGAGACAGCGCUGACCAACGCCACUCGUCUGCGAUGGUGGCAGCCGUUCUCGCUGCUGUCGGGCCUGGUCCGGUCGAGUGCGGAGCGCGCUCAGUGGGCUUUAGACAACAUCCUCGUGGGAGGCUCUGACAUCAACCCCAGCACCCUCCUGGACGCCUUUGAUGACGAGGGCGUCUCUCAUGAAGAGAGUUGGAGCUUCUAUCCCAAUGCUGUCCGUACGGCCGGCUUCUGUGGAAACCCGUCGUUCCACUUAUAUUGGCCCAACAAGAACCAAGACGGGUCGCACAAUAUCCUGGCGACCCGAGAACUCAUUGUUCAGCCUGGAUACAUCUUACAGUUCAAGAGCUGCACUAAUGUUCUCCUUCCUCCAGAGGGCGUCUCUCAUGAAGAGAGUUGGAGCUUCUAUCCCAAUGCUGUCCGUACGGCCGGCUUCUGUGGAAACCCGUCGUUCCACUUAUAUUGGCCCAACAAGAACCAAGACGGGUCGCACAAUAUCCUGGCGACCCGAGAACUCAUUGUUCAGCCUGGAUACAUCUUACAGUUCAAGAUUGUGGUUGGCUGUGAGGCAGACCGAUGUGAUGAUCGUCAUUCAGUGCUUGUACAGUACAGGAAGGAUGCCAGGUCAGACGUGUGGCAGUUAGUCCAGUCCGCCUGUCUCCCUUCUUCUGCCAACAACGUGGGCUGCUCACCCUUCCAGUUCCACGAGUCCACGAUCUACAGUCCUGUCAACAGUUCAGUGUGGACCAGAGUCACCAUUCAGCUGCCUGACCAUGUGUCAUCUGGUGCGACACAGUUUCGCUGGAUCCAGCACGAGGCCCCUGGCGAGCGCUACAGCUGGGCCGUGGAUCACGUGUACAUCGGGGAAGCGUGUCCUGGACUGUGCAGCGGUCACGGCUACUGUACCAGCGGACCCGUCUGCAUCUGUGACGAAGGCCAUCAGGGUGAUGACUGCUCUUUGUCCAGCAGUGAACUGCCCAGCUCUAUAAAGGAUAACUUUGAGUCUGGUUCGGUGUCUCAGGAGAGCUGGAGUUUGAUUCAGGGCGGCGGCGUGGGCAGCGGAUGCGGUCAGCUCUCUCCUCACGCUCACGGGGACUCGCUGUACUUCAACGGCUGCACGAUCAGACAAGCCAUCACUAGACCUCUGGAUCUGACCCGUGCUAGUAAGAUCAUGUUCGUGCUGCAGAUAGGCAGCGUGUCGCAAACAGACAGCUGUAACGCUGCACUGGAUCAGGCGGAUACGGUCGACCGGGCCGUGCUUCUCCAGUACAGCGUCAAUAACGGAGUUACUUGGCACGUCAUUGCUCAACACCAGCCAAAAGAUUUCAUCAAAGCCCAGAGAGUGUCCUACAACAUCCCACUUGAGGCUCGUGUCAGAGGGGUGCAGUUGCGAUGGUGGCAGCCGCGGCACGAGGGCGCAGGGCAUGAUCAGUGGGCGCUGGACCAUGUGGAAGUCAUUCUUGUCAGCACCCGUAAACAGAACUACAUGAUGAACUACUCCAGACAGACCGGUCUACACCACUACUACAGCAGGAAGAGGCGGGCCUUGCGGCAACAAACCUAAACGCUUCGAGAGAAAAACCUGCCACUCACACAUUAUUCUGCUGGCUACAAUCUGCUUUCCCUGAUGAGAAAACACCACGUCAGGUCACUUCUGUCAGCAUCUGGCCAUACUCUCUCAUCUGAACGGUACAUUGGACCAUCUAGUCCCAUUUCUAGCCAAUCAAUGCCUUCCCAGAGCAGUGUGAUGGGAAAGACAAGCACCUAAAUGUGGCGUUUUUGUAUACUUAUCUAUGAACUAUUGGGUUUCCUACUUCUGUUUAUUAUAACCUUGUUUG